CUCAACAAUAGGAUUGAGUCUGCUCUUGUGAAUUAAAAUUUUGCUCAGAGUGGUUUUGAUUCCUCUACUACUGAUGAAGCUAAGAGUCACAUGAUUAACUCUUUGUGUGAGUAUUUGAAUCUGCUUAAGUUGGAAGAGAUUUUUUGGAGACAGAAAUCUAGGGUCGAGUAGCUACGAGAAGUGAUCUUAAUAGGAAUUUCUUUCAUAUUACUACUCUGGUUAGAAGGAGAAGGAACUCCAUUUAUAUGCUGAAAUAUAAUGCGGGGGUUCAUUGUGGCUAAGGGAGCUCCUAUGAUAAAUCACUACCUUUAUGCUGAUGAUAGCAUUAUUUUCCUUAAGGAAAAUUACAAAAAUGCUUGCAAUUUGAGACAGAUCCUUGAUAAGUUUAGUUGUUGGUCUGGCCAGGUAGUGAGUGAUGUUAAAUCUACUCUACUGACUUCUAGUAAUCUGAGCAGGAGCUUUACUAUGGGAAUGGCUAAGGCGCUUAGAGUGCAAAUUGCUAAGACUCCAGGAAUUGGAGGGGUGGUUAGAGAUGAUGCUGGCUCUUUUGUGGCAGGAUUUUCUAGAUACAUUUUCCAGAAUGGGAAUAAUGUGGUUGAAGUCCGGGAUACUAGGGAUGGUCUUCAACUCGCUGUACAAGUGGGGAUUAAGAAACUCAAGGUCAACUGCGACUCCAAUUACACUGUUCAACUCUGCACAAGUGAAGCUGCUCCUCCAUGGUAUCUAAGGGGCCUUGUUCAAGACAUUAAUGCUUUGAAGGAGAAAUUUGAAGAUGUUGUUUUUGUUCAUCAGUAUAGAGAAUCCAAUUUUAUUACUGAUAAUUUAUCGAAGAAAGCCUCUGACAGAACUCUUGAGGGAGUGUGGUUUACUAAUCCACCAGAAGAGAUAGUUAAUAAUCUUGUUGCUGACAUUCAAGGUGUGUCUUACCCGAGAAUGAUCAAAGUGUAGUUG
Molecule: messenger RNA, 951 nt
Organism: Papaver somniferum (opium poppy)
Lineage: Eukaryota; Viridiplantae; Streptophyta; Magnoliopsida; Ranunculales; Papaveraceae
Exons: 3
Coding region: 259-948 (229 amino acids)
Molecular function (GO): RNA-DNA hybrid ribonuclease activity; nucleic acid binding
Source: RefSeq, a predicted model, not a curated record